AUGCACGCCGCUCUCAGAAUCCCCGAAGUGGUUUCCAUUAUCUGCGACUACAUAGCAGGUCUGGAGUACCACCCUUGGCGACAUCGUGGGCUGGUUGACUUUGCGUUGACAUGCCGGUCGUUCCUCGAACCCAGUCUUAAGGCGCUAUGGGAGGAACUACCGAGCAUUGUACCGCUGUUCUUCUGCCUCCCGUCCGACAUUUAUAAGAUCACACCUGUCGAAGGCAGAGCUGGCGCUCCAAAGCGACGGCUGAUAGAACUCCUCCGGGUUCCCACUCCCGACGAAUGGACACGCGUCCUGCAUCACGCUCCCAGAGUGAGAUACGUGAAUGACGCAGGCGCAGAUCCCUAUCCGUACGACAUUGCGCACGAGUCCAUCGAGGCUCUCGCCUUGUCAUUCCCGGGGAGCGUCUUAUUCCCUAACGCCCGCACGGUUAACGUUAGGGAGUCGAUGUUCGAAGCGUCCAUCGCCUUUACUCGCCUUCUCAUCAGCUCGUCCUUGAACGAGAUUGCCUUUGACUGGAACGCUAAGCGCAGCCCGCUGGAAACCGCGUCCGUCGUCUCACUCCUCGGAGCCAGAUGCAAGCCCACCGUCGUCAAACUUGGCCAGUAUGGCUCCUCCACUGUCAUUUCUAUGGAUUUCAUAAACAUCCUGCACUCUGUCCUCUCGGAAUGGCCGCAACUUGAGGAGCUCUACGUGCCGUGCAUGUUAACGAAGACGCUGCGCCGCAUUGCAUCGUAUCCUAACCUGGAAAAACUGGACGUCAGCACUUUCGCGAUGCGGCUUCAAUGUCUGCUUGGAGAACUCCAUCCAGUGGAUGAUAUAGAGGAUGGGUUCCCCGCGCUACGAUCCCUCUCGAUGAUGAACGUAUCCCCGGAAUACGCCGACUGGGCGCUGAGCAUGAUGUCUCGCAGCCCCGUCAAAUCCCUGACCCUCUACAUUGACGCGCCCGCGCCUGUGCAGAAGUGGCGGCCCAUCUUCCAUCGCGUCAGCGCCUGGGCGAACCGGCAAAAUGGCCCAACAGACCUUACCUUCAGCGAGUAUGAGCUGCGAACCCGCCAGGAGCUAGCAGAGAGCGAGGAGAUGCUGGAACCAAUCACCCUGGAUGACCUCGAGCCGCUUUUCAGCCUGCGGAACGUCACCACACUCACCCUCGAGAUACAAUGGCUGAUGAUCAGCGACGACAUGCUGGCCAAAAUAGCGACGACCUGGCCGACGCUGGAGAGCCUCUACUUCGAAGAUGUCAACCCCAAGCUCGACGGCGCUCAUCUAACCCUAGCCGGCCUGGCCAUUCUCCCGCGUAUGUGCCCCCGGAUAAGAAACCUUGGAACUCUCCCUCUCGACACCUCCGAUGUGCCCUCCGAACCCUACGGGUCUCUGCCCGCGGGUGGCAUGGUCUGCCCAUUGGUCGAAUCCUUCGGCGUCGCGAGCUUGCCAGCACCGCAAAAUCCAGGAUCGGUCGCGCGGUUCUUGUCCUUCAUAUUCCCCAAUCUGAACAAGAUACACGCGUUCGCUCAGGACCGCGACUCUUGGAAGAUGGUGGAGGACUUGCUGCCACAUAUGCGGCAGGCUCGGCUGGAGGGCUAUGUGUUUGGACACGCGAUGGCGCUGGCGGGCAUACCGCCUCCUGAGAACAAGAGGCCGAAGGAGUAG
Molecule: messenger RNA, 1653 nt
Organism: Schizophyllum commune H4-8
Lineage: Eukaryota; Fungi; Basidiomycota; Agaricomycetes; Agaricales; Schizophyllaceae
Exons: 2
Coding region: 1-1653 (550 amino acids)
Source: RefSeq, a predicted model, not a curated record